UAUACAUACACAUUAUUUCAUGUUUUUACACACAUAUAUAUCUAUAUUUAUUUAUAUUUAUUUAUAACAUUUUUACUUGCAUAAAAAAUCUACUACUAGUUUGUAUUGUAUUUGUAUGGAAGGAAUUCAACCCUCCUCUGGCAACGACGUCGUUUCAGCUCAACCCCAUCAAGGGAAUGGGGGAGAUGACGGCAGCAGCGGCGGCGGCGGCGGGUUUAGUGAAGAAGGUGGUGGUGACCGGAGCUCUAGCGGAAACAGGUGGCCGAAACAUGAAACAUUGGCUUUGAUUAAAAUCCGGUCAGAAAUGGAUGCAGCUUUUCGUGAUUCUAAUCUUAAAGGUCCUCUAUGGGAUAAUGUUUCCAGGAAAUUAUCCGAGCUAGGAAUUCAUCGAAGUGCCAAGAAAUGCAGGGAGAAAUUUGAGAACGUGUCUAAGUAUCAUCGACGAACGAAAGAAGGGAGGUCGUCAAAAUCUGAUAAAAUCUACCGGUUUUCUGAUCAAUUGCAAGCUUUGGAGUCGAGCACUCGUGGUUCAUUUCCUCCCCCUCCGCCUCCUGUUGUUGUGAAACCUCUGCCGGUGUUGGUGGGAAUGUCUAAUAAUGCUACUGUCCCGUCAACUAAUACUGCAACUGGAUUGGAUCAGAACAACGUGAGUCCAAUCUCGGUUGCAGCACCGGCAGUGAUGGCAGUGCCGCCACCACCAGUGAUGAAUCAUAAAAGGACUUUCCCUUUUUCACAAUCGAACAUGUCAGGAUCGACAAAUUCGGCUUUCUCGUCGGAUACCUCAUCGGAUGAUGAGCCACCACCAAAGAAGAGAAAAUGGGAGAGUUUCUUUGAGAAGUUGAUGAAGGAAGUGAUCAAGAAGCAAGAAGAACUACAAUUGAAAUUUAUUGAUACCCUCGAGAAAAGGGAGAGAGAUCGAAUGGCCAGAGAGGAGGCCUGGAGAGCCCUUGAGAUUGCAAAGAUGAAUCAAGAACACGAGCGGUUAGUUCAAGAAAGAUCCAUUGUGGCUGCCAAAAAUGCUGCUUUUGUCACAUUUCUGCAAAAGAUGACUGGACAGAACACUGAUGCGGGCAAACUGAUCAGUGACGAACUUAGAGAAAAGCUAACAGAUCUUCUGUCUCCGCCACAGCCACUAUCGCCACCAAUCAAGGUCAUACCGCAGCAACAAAUUUACCAAACAUCACUAGCCACUCAACAAACACCAACACCACCAACACCAACACCACCACCACCACCACCAACUCAACAAACGUUACCUCCACAACCAUCGGUGGCUGUACAGCCAUCGGUGGUAAAGCCUCUUUACAAUGGUGGCAGUGGAGAAGCGAGCAUGCUAUCACCAAGUCCAUCACGGUGGCCGAAAGCCGAGAUAAGUGCAUUGAUUACUCUACGAACGCAACUAGACAUGAAAUAUCAAGAAAAUGUCCCAAAGGGGCCGUUAUGGGAGGAAAUAUCAUUGGGGAUGAGGAGCCUUGGUUACAACAGAAAUGCCAAAAGGUGCAAAGAAAAAUGGGAGAACAUUAACAAAUACUACAAGAAAAUGAAAGAAGGCAAUAAAAAGAGAUCAGAGGAUUCAAAAACAUGCCCUUAUUUUGACCAACUUGAUGCUAUUUACAAAGAGAAAUCCACUCCAAUAGUAGCACAACCCGAAAACCAAUGGCCACCAGCAACCAUGGUGCAAGAAAAACCAACAUCAACACCGCAACAGCAAUGGCAGCUUCCGACUGUUGUCCAAGAAACGCCCAAGCAACCGUCGUCUGUUGCAGACAUGGUUGAUCAAGGGAGUAUGAGUGAUGAAGAUGAUUAUGACGAUGACGACGAGGAUGGCGAUGAUGGUUACGAGGAUGAAGAUAAGGAAGAUGAAGGUAAUGGAUACGAGAUUGUUGCCAAUGCAAGCAAGGUAUCUUCUAUGGCUGCUGUCUAAGAGAGAAAGUUUUCGUUUUUUUAUUGUUGUUGAACAGUAAUCAAUGAACAGAGGUGCGUGAAAUGGGUCAAAGGGUAAACGGGCCGGGUUGUGGUUGGUUGGUGAAAUUUGAAUGGGAACACAUGGGCAUAUUAUGUGGGAGUUACUUGGAAAGAUGGCAAUAUUAUUUUUUAUUGGUUAAAUAUCUGUAUUUUUAUAUAUUUUUUUGCUUUCAAUUAUUUCAAUCAUAUAAUUGAAUAAAAAAGUUGUUAAUUGCAUAUUCUUUUAUUGUUAUCAUAUACAUGUUUUAAAUACA
Molecule: messenger RNA, 2219 nt
Organism: Erigeron canadensis
Lineage: Eukaryota; Viridiplantae; Streptophyta; Magnoliopsida; Asterales; Asteraceae
Product: trihelix transcription factor DF1-like
Exons: 3
Coding region: 116-1924 (602 amino acids)
Source: RefSeq, a predicted model, not a curated record